GUCCAGUCCAGAUUCUCCAAAGCUAUCUCAUCUAGACUUAAAGUCAACUACAGCCCCGUGUGUGUUGACGAGAAACUGGGAUUUCCGCAGGCCGGACGGAGGUUUCUCUGACUAUUGAUGACUUACUUUCCUCUACUAAAGUUCUUGACUCACAUACCCCAUUAAUCCGGCAACCUCGCUAUAUUCAUGGCUACAUCAACCGGUGCCGGCUGGACACAGCUACGGCAACAAGCCCGAUCUCUGGAGACACAGACCGAAACCCUCUUCCACACCUACUCGCAAUACGCCGCCCUCACCAAACCACCCCCCACCCCGUCCGAAGAAGAACUCCGCACCGAAUCCCAACUGAAGGAGAUCCUCGAUCGACGCGAAACAACAAUAACCCACCUCUCGCGCCUCCUCGACAGCGAAGCCACCCUGACCGCCUCCGCCCUGAAGCAAAACAACCUCGCCCGCCACCGCGAGAUCCUCGCCGACCACCGCCGCGAAUUCGCCCGCAUCGCCGCCGCCAUCGCCGAGGCCCGCGACCGCGCCAAUCUGCUGAGCCAUGUCCGCCACGACAUCGACGCCUUCCGCUCCCAGAACCAGUCCGAGGCCGACUACAUGCUCGAGGAGCGGGGGCGCAUCGACCAGAGCCACAACGUGAUCGACGGCGUGCUGAGCCAGGCUUACGCCAUCAACGAGAACUUCGGCCUGCAGCGCGAGACCCUGGCCAGCAUCAAUCGGCGGAUUGUCGGCGCGGCGGGCGCCGUGCCCGGCGUGAAUGCGUUGAUUGGGAAGAUUGGGAAUAAGCGGCGGCGGGAUGCGGUGGUGCUGGGGGCGUUUGUCGGGGUGUGUUUCUUGGUGGUUUUUUUCUUGAGGUGAGAUUACUCGCUGGGUUGGGUUGGGAGGGGAUGUG
Molecule: messenger RNA, 898 nt
Organism: Aspergillus japonicus CBS 114.51
Lineage: Eukaryota; Fungi; Ascomycota; Eurotiomycetes; Eurotiales; Aspergillaceae
Product: putative vesicle transport v-SNARE protein Gos1
Exons: 3
Coding region: 187-864 (225 amino acids)
Biological process (GO): vesicle fusion; endoplasmic reticulum to Golgi vesicle-mediated transport
Cellular component (GO): Golgi medial cisterna; cis-Golgi network; Golgi membrane
Molecular function (GO): SNAP receptor activity
Source: RefSeq, a predicted model, not a curated record